UGUAUACCGGGUCGCUGUGGUGAGCUGUGCGCGAAAUAAGAGACAGGAAAAGGAUCGGCGGGUCCGACCGUGUCCUGGAUACCAGCAUGGAGCCCAAAUAUAUAAAAGCCUUCAUCCUUGCGAGUAUCCUAUCAGUUAGUUUUGCUACUUUCGGACAUGAACACGUGCACAUAAGGAUACAUGUGCCGGAGAUUGUGCAGCACCAUGAUAAGAAAGUUAUAAAGUAUGAAGAUCACGGUGGGGGUGGUGGUCAUGGAGGCGGAGGAGGUGAUGAUCAUCACAUAGAGAUCUCCGGUCCUGGAGAUAUCGGAGGUGGACACGGUGGUGGUUUUGGAGGUGGUUUUGGAGGUGGUUUCGGAGGAGGUCACGGUGGAGGUUACGGAGGCGGCGGUGGCUUUGGCAGCGGUUUCGGAGGCGGUCAUGGUGACGGAGGUGGACAUGGAGAUAUCAUCAUAGACCAUGGUGGUGGAGGAGGAGGUGGUGGCUACGGAGGAGGUGGCGGCCACGGAGGUGGUGGCGGCCACGGAGGUGGUGGCGGCCACGGAGGUGGUGGCGGCCAUGGAGGUGGUGGCGGUUUUGGCGGUGGACACGGUGGUGGUGGAGGUGGCAAUAUCAUCAUAGAGCACGAUGAUCACGGAGGCGGCGGUAGUGGCGGCGGUGGUUAUGGUGGUGGACAUGGAGGUGGCGGCUUUGGAGGUAGUCAUGGUGGUGGUGGUUAUGGCGGCGGCGGCGGUUUUGGCGGUGGACACGGAGGUGGCGGCGGUGGCGAUAUAAUCAUUGAACACGGAGGACAUAGCGGCGGUGGCGGUUUCGGCGGUGGAGGUGGACAUGAUGGUGGCGGUUAUGGAGGUGGUGGCAGUUACGGAGGUGGAGGCGGUCAUGGAGGUGGUGGUGGUUAUGGAGGUGGAAGCGAUUUCGGCGGCGGACAUGGCGGCGGUGGUUAUGGAGGAAGCGGUGGCGGCGGUAUAAUCAUUGAACAUGGAGGACAUGGCGGUGGUGGCGGAGGUUUUGGAGGUGGAUUUGGAGGAGGUCAUGGUGGUGGAUACGGAGGAGGUGGUGGACAUGGCGGCGACUUCGGAGGUGGUCAUGGAGGUGGAUAUGGAGGUGGUGGCGGAUUUGGUGGCCAUGGAGAUUUUGGAGGUGGAUUUGGAGGAGGACAUGACAUAGGAGGCGGAGAUCACCACUUUGAUUCCAGCGGUCACGGAAACAGUAUAUCGUCUGGUUUCGGUAGCAGCGGACAUGGCGGAAGUAGUUACAGUUCCGGCGGUGGCUACGAUUCCUAUUCGAGCGGUUACGGUGGUGGCGGUGGAGGCGGUGGUGGGGGCGGCGGCGGACACGGUGGCGGAUUCUCCGGUUAUCACAAGAAGAAGAAAUAAGAGUGAUUGUGUUGUGACUGAUAUAUUAUAUAAAAUGUGGAAUGGAGACGCUAUAUAUUUCGGAUUGACCGAUGUAGAUCAAUCCGGAAUAUCCUUCACAAUGAUAACCGUCGUCACUUCAACGAUAAGAUCCUCAUUUUGAUUACGAUGACAAUUAAUCAAGUUAGAUACACGAUAACGGUGAAUGGUCUCUCUUUUUCAUCUUUCGGCGAAUCAAGUCAUUUAAGUUAAAACUUCUUGUCGACAAUGAAAUUAUGUUUUCAAUGACUUUUGACGAACAAUAUUAACUGGAAUGUAUUGAAUGCAAUCAUUUUGCUAAUUUUACAGUAAAUUAUUACGCAACAGACGAACAUGUAACCAGAUAACAACAGAUGAGACUUGUGAUGAGGCAUAUAUUAUAGAACUUCUUAGAAUGGAUUCUGAUCGAAAUUAUUUCGUGAUUCCCCAUUAUAGAUUUCUAUUAUCUUUUUUACAAGAAACGAAAUUUUUCUGAUUAAAAUUAUUUCCGAAGUGUUCCAUAAUAUAUUUGCCCUGACACACAUAUAAUCGAGAUUCAUAUUCUUUCACAAAACAAUAUAUCGUAGGAAUGACGAUUACAGACUGACUACAUUUACUUAUUGUGACACUAAGGUGAGAUCAAUGCAAGAAAUAACUCAAAAUUUAACAAGUUGCGAGCAAGUUGAACGACCUCCUAAAAAAUAAUUUGAAGCACCUAAACCAGAUUUUGUGAUAAAUGCUAUCGAGUGUACAUCAUUAUAAUUUUUAAGUACGAUAGUGUUUAUGAACGUAUUUCUAUACCUCAUUGUUAAAUCCGGCACAUAUUUCAAUUUAGACUAUCACGUGCCUUACUCACUUCAGCACUUCAGCAGUUAGCGCGCAUGCAAUUGCGAUUCACCUAUCUGAGUGAUUCACACUCAAAGCAACAUGAUGUUAUGUUUGUAUGUAUGAUGUGUUUGUAAAUAGAGCAUUAUGUUACGCGUUUUCAAUAAAGUUUUUAUAUGUUUUUAA
Messenger RNA from Odontomachus brunneus, 2384 nucleotides. Its product is annotated as glycine-rich cell wall structural protein-like. The record is from RefSeq and is a predicted model, not a curated record. Bases 87 to 1376 code for a protein of 429 amino acids. NCBI's taxonomy places the organism in Eukaryota, Metazoa, Arthropoda, Insecta, Hymenoptera, Formicidae. The transcript is spliced from 5 exons.